AGAAAAAGAAAAAAAAGCCUUUUUUUUUUCGUUUUGUAUUGUAUUUAUUCUCAGCGUAUGUGCUGUACAAUGCAUCUCCCUAUUUAUCCAAUGAAAUUCAUUCCAUAUUUGAUCAUGAUACUUACGCAAGUUGUUUGUAAAGGACCCUCCCUUCUUUCUCAAGAAACUGGCUUUUCUUUGGAUCUUUUUUUCUCUUUCCAAAUGACUUAUUGCCCUUUUUAUAGUUGUUAUCUAAUCCGUUCUUUAAAAGAAGGUCAAAAGAAUAAAGUAUAUGUAGGGUCAACACCUAACCCUGUAAGAAGACUAAGGCAACACAAUGGGGAAUUGACUCAAGGUGCCUAUCGAACAAAAAGAAAUAGACCAUGGGAGUUUGUCAUGAUUGUCUAUGGAUUUCCAAGUAAAAUACAUGCAUUGCAGUUUGAAUGGGCAUGGCAGAAACCAUUAAAGAGCCGACAUACAAAGAUAUCCACUCAUGAUACCCAGCAAUUAAAAGAGAUCAAAGAAAUGCUUCAAACUACACGCCAUCCAAAUUCAAUGAUGACCAAGAUGUGGGCAGCACAAUUGUUAUUGAACACAAAACCAUUUUCUGUUCUGCCCCUGAAGGUCCGAUUUGUCAUACCAAAUAUGCAGUCCUUAUUUCUUGAAAACAUACGUUUACCGGAUCAUAUUACGACUUCUGUUGGGUCUAUUCAAGAUUUAAUGCAGGAGACAAAAGAAUACGAAAAGACACAAUUAGACUUGUUCUCUAUGCAACCAUUGCAACAAAUACAAUGCUAUUUUUGUGAUGAACUUAUUCAGAUGAGUGAUGCCUUGAAUUAUGUUCAUUGCUCUUUAUGUAAUAAUAUGACAGCUCAUAUUCAAUGUCUAGCUAAAGAGUGGGUGAGUCCUUUAGAAUUGAUACCAGUCAAGGGUGAAUGUCCUAGUUGCUUCAUUGUUCUCUACUGGGGUGAUUUAAUCCGAGCCACUAAACUAAGGCAUACAUUCAAUUCAACGACUGAAAUGGUGGCCUUUGACGGUAUUGAAUCCAGCAGCAACAAUAGUAGUAGUAGUAGUAUGGAGGACACAGAUAGUUCAACAUCUACCAUUCUGAAUUUAACUUGAAAAAAGCCACAUAUACUAAAAUCCAAUAUGCUUGUGUUACAUUUUAUGUCGUCAUAAAAGGUUGCACUGAACUAUUGAUUCGGUUUGAACCAUUCUCGAACUCAAAUGAAAAGAAAGCCAGUAUAUAGAACAGUUAUUGGAUCUAUAUAAAACCCAGUGUUAUUUUGUG
Messenger RNA from Gilbertella persicaria, 1270 nucleotides. RefSeq lists its product as uncharacterized. Gene Ontology annotation, molecular function: 5'-flap endonuclease activity; crossover junction DNA endonuclease activity. The record is from RefSeq and is a predicted model, not a curated record. The transcript has 5 exons. Gene Ontology annotation, biological process: double-strand break repair via homologous recombination. Gene Ontology annotation, cellular component: Slx1-Slx4 complex. The coding region runs from base 58 to 1101 and encodes 347 amino acids. Lineage: Eukaryota; Fungi; Mucoromycota; Mucoromycetes; Mucorales; Choanephoraceae.